Thyridium curvatum is the source of this 573-nucleotide messenger RNA. RefSeq lists its product as uncharacterized. The transcript is spliced from 2 exons. Lineage: Eukaryota; Fungi; Ascomycota; Sordariomycetes; Thyridiales; Thyridiaceae. Bases 1 to 573 code for a protein of 190 amino acids. The record is from RefSeq and is a predicted model, not a curated record.
AUGGAGCCCGACGGUAUUUCCCUACCUGCUGACUGGUCUUGGAUCGACGACUUCUUGGCAGCCCAGAAUGAAGAUCUGUUUCACCCGACCAGCAAUACAGCAUCCAACAAUGGCGAGUCUUUUGCCAAUGGACCUAUCGUGGAAGGCGAUUAUCAAUACGCAAGCCAUGGUAUCAUGUCAGAUGACAGCUCUGGGCUUUUUGUCACAAAUACUGAAAACCCAUUUCACAACGUGCUUCUAGAAGACGCAAGCCUUGCUGCAGGAAAUAGGUCGACAAAUUAUGAAGCGCAAGACAUUUCUCUUCUGAGUGAACGGCUGGAAAAGCUUGAGCACACUACACAGCUCACGUACGAGACCACGGCUUCCAUCCAACGAGCUAUGAAGCGAUGGUCUGUCACGGUGAAUAAAAGCCUAUUAGAGAUCGCUAAAGCCGUUGGUAUCCCUCUUCACUACCAGGACAACGUAGUGGGUUUGCAACCAAGUUUUGGUGCAGGGGCAUCCAUCAGAUACACCACAUCGAGAGAGUCGUUUGCGGAACAGGCGGCGAAGGAUACACAUGGAAUGAAGCCAUAA